AUGGCUGGUGCUUCUUCCUCUUACUUUCCAGAUAAAAAAUAUGACGUUUUUAUCAGUUUUGGGGGUAAGGAUACUCGUACAAAUUUUCUUAGUCAUCUUGUUGGUGCUUUGCAUCGAAAGAAGAUCAGAAUCUUCAUGGAUGAGAAGGAUCUAAAGAUAGGAGAUCAAAUUUCACCUGCGCUUGAAAAAGCAAUUGAGGGUUCAACAAUCUAUGUGAUAAUUCUCUCAGAAAAUUAUGCUUUUUCAUCGUGGUGCUUGAAUGAACUCGAUCAUAUUCUCCAAUGCAAGGAAAAAUAUAAAAGAAUUGUUGUACCGGUUUUUUACCACGUAGAUCCAUCAGAUGUCCGGAAACAACAAAAGAACUAUGCUGCUGCAUUUGCUACGCAUGAAUUACGUUUUAAAGACGAAAUAGGGAAGGUGCAGCAAUGGAGGGAUGAUUUGAAAGCAGUAGCAAAUUUAUCUGGAUUUCAUUUAUCUACUAAUUUUCGGUCUGAGUAUGACUUAGUUGAGGCAAUUCUCAAAGAUAUUUUGGAGAAAUUGAGCUGUAUAUCAGCAAGCGACGAUUUAAAGGGAUUGAUUGGAAUUGAAAAGCGCGUUGAGAAGAUUGAAUCAUUCCUAAACAUUGCCUCAUCAGAUGUGCGUAUUAUAUGCCUUUGGGGCAUGGGUGGCAUAGGCAAGACAACACUUGCCCGUGUCGUAUUCAACCGAAUCGCUCAUCAAUUUGAAGGUCGCUGCUUUCUUGAAGAUGUUAGAGAGGGAUCAAAAGAAUUUGGACUUAAAAGUUUACAAAGAAAACUUUUUUCUGAAUUAUUGAAGGAAAAGAGUUUAGAUACUGUCAAUGGAUUUUUAAGGGAUGGAUUUCGCCGUACUAAAGUUCUUGUUGUUCUUGACGAUGUGGAUGAUGCAGAUCAAUUGGAAUAUUUGGCUGGAGAUCGCAGUUGGUUUUGUGAUGGCAGUAGAAUCAUCGUAACAUCUCGAGAUAUGGAAGUGCUUAAUAGUAUUGGUGCUGAUGAAACAUAUGAGGUUGAGAAGCUAAAUUCUUCUGAAGCCCAACAUCUUUUUAGUUCAAAAGCUUUUCGACAGAACUCUUCAACAAAGGACUAUGUAGAGUUAUUAGCAAGGUCGGUCAAUUAUGCUGACGGCAUCCCAUUGGCUCUUAUAAUUUUAGGUCGUCACCUUUUCUCUAAGAACACAAAAGAAUGGAAAAGUGAAUUAGACAAAUUGAACAAAUUUCCCAAUAAAAAAGUCUAUAAUGUGUUGAAAGUAAGUUAUGACGGACUGGAUGAGAAUGCAAAGAAUAUAUUUCUUGAUAUUGCACAUUUUUUUAAGGGCAUGGAUCAAGAUUUUGUUAAGGGAAGAUUAGAUGCCAAUGGCCUUUUUGCGGAUAUUGGAAUUAGAGAUUUGAGAGACAAGUCUCUCCUAACUAUCAAGCACAGCAAGAUUCGGAUGCAUGAUUUGCUACAUCAAAUGGGCUUGGAAAUAGUUCGCUUAGAAUCAAAAGAGCCAGGAAAACGUAGCAGGUUGUGCUUAACUGAAGAUGUCUCUCAUGUCUUGAGAUAUAACACGCCUACAGUCUUCAAGAAGUUAUACCUUCCUGAGGGUCUCGAGUCGCUUCCCAAUGAGCUUAGGUAUCUCCGUUGGUCCCAUUACCCUUUGAAAUCUUUGCCUUCAGAUUUUACGAUGCUAAAUCUUGUUGAAAUGCACUUGGGUAAGAGUCAGCUCCAGCAUCUUUGGGAUGGAGUCCAGCAUUUUGGAAGCUUAAAGGUUCUAAAUCUUCAAUGCUCCGAAAACCUGACUCAAAUUCCAGAUCUCUCUCUGGCACUUAGCCUUGAGAAGAUAACAUUGAAAGGUUGUGUAAGUAUGGGGAAUCUUCCAAGUAGUGUCGGCAAGUUGGAAUCCUUGCAAUCUCUUGAUUUAUCUGACUGCUCAAACAUUGAUAGGUUUCCAGAACUUCCAAGAAGUGUAAAACAUUUGAUUAUAAGCGGAACAUCAAUAGAGCAACUGCCCCCAACAAUUGAGCAUCUCUGUCAUCUCGAGACAUUUGAUUUAUCAGGCUGCUCAGAAGUUGACAGGUUUCCAGAACUUCCAAGAAGUAUAAAACAUUUGAAUAUAAGUGGAACAUCAAUAGAGCAACUACCCCCAUCAAUUGAGCAUCUCUCUCAUCUGGAGGAUUUCAAUUUAUCCCGCUGCUCAGGCAUUGACAGCCUUAAGACUCUUCCAAGCAGCAUUCAUAAGCUUAAAUAUCUCAAAUAUCUUAAUCUCAGCGAUUGCUUAGGGUUAGAGUACUUGCCUGAAAGUUUGGAGCCUACUGAAAAAUUAACCAAUCCCGCGCUGAAAGAUUCUAGUUGUUCGCAGCUUGAUCAUAAUUUUGCUCCCUUUAGUGCCUUGCACUCUUUAGAGAUUCUGUGUUUGAAGGACUCAGGGAUAUGUGAAAUCCCUGACUGGGUCCUCAGUUUACCGAAAUUAGGAAGAUUGGUUGCAAGCAUAAAAUAUUCAAACUUGCGUGACUUAGCCAUUAAUGAUUGCAAUUUCCUCCAGUAUCUACCAGAGCUUCCAGUCACUCCAACUGAUGUUAAUGCAGCACGAUGCACGUCACUGGAAAAGGUGAUAAUAUCAUCGCAUGAGUCUCGAUUUAUUCGUGACGAGCAACUUCAGUUUAAUGAUUGCAUAAACUUGGAUUGCAACACCAUAACGAAUGUAUUAGUAGUUAGAGAUGGACGCGGGUUAAUCAGACUCAAAGAAGAAAACCGCCGCAUCCCUUUCUAUCUUCCUGGAGUUAUCAUUUCUUUUCCGGGAAAUACUGGUCAAAUGUUAAUUCCAGAGUGGUUCAGCCAUCAAAAUGAGGGAUGCUUUAUAAAUAUGAAGCUUCCUCCACUCAGGUACGACACAAACAUCAUGGAUUUUGCUGCUUGUUUGGUCCUUGCAAGGGACAACAAUAUUGGUGAAAGCGCCUGGAAAGCUAUGUCCGAUCUCUGGUUACGUCGCUUGGUGCGUGGCAAAACCAUCAAUGGUGAACGUUACAUCGAGCUUUCUGACUGGUUCUAUAGUGUAGGAAGAGAUCCUUGUCUCCCUCACGUGUUCAUGUGGUACUUUUAUGUGACUGAUGUUGAGUCUUCUGCAGUAGAGAUGUCAUUUCGCUUCAGUGCAGAAAAUGAGUUUAAUGAUCAGAGGUCAAGUAUCAAGGUUGAAAGGUGUGGUAUUCGUAUGCUGAGUGUGCUAGAUGCCGCAGAAUUUGGUCGUGAAGCAUCUAUUAUCGUCAGAGGCGGUAGCGGAACCACUUUAUUGUGA
Messenger RNA from Morus notabilis, 3288 nucleotides. Its product is annotated as TMV resistance protein N. The transcript has 6 exons. The record is from RefSeq and is a predicted model, not a curated record. NCBI's taxonomy places the organism in Eukaryota, Viridiplantae, Streptophyta, Magnoliopsida, Rosales, Moraceae. Gene Ontology annotation, biological process: signal transduction; defense response. The coding region runs from base 1 to 3288 and encodes 1095 amino acids. Gene Ontology annotation, molecular function: ADP binding.